Aspergillus welwitschiae is the source of this 889-nucleotide messenger RNA. RefSeq names its product DUF4604 domain-containing protein. The record is from RefSeq and is a predicted model, not a curated record. Bases 193 to 681 code for a protein of 162 amino acids. The transcript has 3 exons. NCBI's taxonomy places the organism in Eukaryota, Fungi, Ascomycota, Eurotiomycetes, Eurotiales, Aspergillaceae.
CAAGUCGCUUCUAUCCUAGGCUCAUAUUUAUUCUAUAUAUGUGCCUGUAGCUUCCGAGCGAGGCACUCAUAUUGCGUCACCGUGCUACAGUCGAUGAGGAAUAUCUAUAUACGAGUACAUUGUGCAUGGUGUUUUACUUACUAGGGAGCGUCACGUCAUACUGCCCACAUUCGCUCGCUAUUGAGCUGCUCCAUGUCAUUCAAAUCAAAGGAUCUCGCAUAUGAGGCGAAGCAGCCUGCUUUCUUACAGAGACUGAAGAAUCAAUACGGCGAUACCUCUGGACGCCUCGAAAGACCCAUUGCGCGGCCACGGAAAGCGAGGGAUGACAAUGACGACGAUGCCCCUACCUACGUUGAUGAAGAGAGCAACGAGAUCAUCUCCAAAGAGGAAUACGAAGCUUUAGUUCGUGGCGAAGAUAACAAGGAUACCGAGGAUUCCCAUAAGGACACAAAAGAGCCUGCGACGGGUGAAGAAGGUAAAGCGAAUACCCAGGCCGAGGCACCCGUCUCCAAACAGAACGUGGCCGAAAUAGGAGGGCCACGGAAAAGGAAACAGGCCAAAGUAGUUGGAGAGGACAAUCCCAGUGAAGAGACAGAGAAGGUAGAGAAGAUAGAAUCAGGCACUCGGAAACCAAAACAGAAGAAGAAGAUCAAGCUAUCCUUUGACGACGAUGACUCAUAAUGACAGUAUUUGAGUCACUUUAUACUACAAUAAUGAUACCCUAUCAUGGUCAGAGAAUAGUUCUUGGAUUGCUUCUUCAGCCUCUUCUUUCUCUCAAUUUUGGUAGAUACAUACUUAGUUAGGAUGAUACCAGAGAAUGAUGACGAUGAUUCAACAGAGAGAGUAUAGCACUCGGGUCCGUUGUAGUCAUAGUUAGUUAAAUGGCAGC